Molecule: messenger RNA, 2262 nt
Organism: Epinephelus fuscoguttatus (brown-marbled grouper)
Lineage: Eukaryota; Metazoa; Chordata; Actinopteri; Perciformes; Serranidae
Gene: nxph1
Product: neurexophilin 1
Exons: 2
Coding region: 251-1060 (269 amino acids)
Molecular function (GO): signaling receptor binding
Source: RefSeq, a predicted model, not a curated record
CCCCCCCCCAACAGCCCCCUCUGCCACCAUCACCGCCCGCAGCAGCAGCCUCCUCACCGGCUCCGCCGUCCUGUUCCCCCAACCUCCAACUCUCACCUUUAUUCUGCGGUCAUGGGGUGCGUUGUGUCCUUUUUGCCUGGGCUGCUGACGGGCUUGACCGUGCUGUGAGGCGGAUAUCAGGUGGAUUUAUGAUCCGCAAAGCCGCAACUACCAGCCGAGGGAAAUUAGUGGAACUUUGAGCUCCGGGAGGAUGCAGGUGACGUGUUGGUGCGCCGUGUUCCUCCUGACGCCUGCACUUUGCCUGGUUACAAGUGCCCACGCCUCAAAGUCGGACAUUGUCAAGUCAGGAAGCCCCAAAUCCACACUAAAGCAUAUAUGGACAGAAAGCAGUAAGGAUAUGUCCAUCAGUAGGCUGCUGUCACAGACUCUACAUGGCAAAGAGAACAGCACAGCCUUGGACCUUCGCUAUGACACUCCAGAGCCCUACUCUGAGCAGGACCUGUGGGACUGGCUGAGGAACACCACAGACUUGCAGGACUCGCGGCCGCGGGCUAAACGGCGGCCAAUGGUUAAGACGGGGAAGUUCAAGAAGAUGUUCGGCUGGGGGGACUUCCACUCUAACAUCAAGACGGUCAAACUCAACCUUCUGAUCACUGGUAAGAUCGUGGAUCAUGGCAACGGCACCUUCAGUGUCUACUUCCGCCACAACUCCACAGGCCAGGGUAACGUAUCCGUCAGCUUGGUCCCUCCAACCAAGAUAGUGGAGUUCGACGUGGCGGCGCAGCAGUCUGUCAUCGACGCCAAGGACUCAAAGUCCUUCAACUGCCGCAUAGAGUACGAGAAGGUGGAGAAGGGCGCCAAGAACACGCUCUGCAACUUCGACCCGUCCAAGACCUGCUACCAGGAGCAGACCCAGAGCCACGUCUCCUGGCUCUGCUCCAAACCUUUCAAAGUCAUCUGCAUCUUCAUUUCCUUCUACAGCACCGACUACAAACUGGUGCAGAAAGUGUGCCCAGACUAUAACUACCACAGUGACACUCCCUACUUCCCUUCUGGCUGAUGUUCCCAUACACUCGCAUACAGAAAGUGGACGAGUGGAGCACAGACUGGGGCUUCUACCAUCCCAGAGAAACGUGUAUGUUAGCCGUACUGUCCCUAAAUUCCAGAGUGUCAACCAUCCCAAAUGAUUUCCUGAUUUAAUGUUCUGAAUUUUGCAAAGAGCAGUUACUUUUAACAGUUAAAAAGGUGAUAUAUAUGACUGUAAUAUGCUUAAAAAUGACCUGAAAAACUGAUUACCACUAUUUAUUAUUAUAAUUUUAUUAUAUUAUGUUUUCUCCCUGUUGAACCAUGUGUAGAUAGCAGGGCUUUUUUUGUCAUUUUGGGAUAUCGCUUUAAACUCUGUCCCUUGUCAUUUUCUCUAUGUCUAGUUCACACCUUUUGUUUUCAAACUAGUAUGUUAAUAAGUUUGUUUUCUUCUUUUAUCAUAUUUUAUAUACAACACAUUCACUCUCUGGACAACAACAUAUGGACUGUUUGCCCCUGCUGUGCUAUUCACGCUCUGCAGUUUAUCCUGCAUAACUGGAAAACAAAAUUAACUCCUCAUUUAAAAAGAAUUAAAAAAAAAAUCCUCAGACGUUUUUACAAAACCUGCAAGGCAGCUGAAGAGGACAGUGAAGAUAUAAAUGUGAGUCUGAUGCUUUUUGAUGGUCUUACCUAUGUAGGGGAGAGCUGGAUCUGAGCAGGCUUCUCCCAUUCAGUCAGGAGAGAAAAUGCGCUCAGAUACUGUAACACUGUCGAUCUUCAGCUGUCGUCAGUGUUCCUGCUCGUACAGCUGUUGAGUUCGUUGGGUGAUUGGGUCAUUCUCAGCUGACUGAAUGUCUGAUUACCUGAUUGAUUGAUCAGUAGGUCGUUCAUGGGGGAUGGGGCUUGCUCAUUGUCACUUAAUAUAUCAAAUGUAAUGUAUUGGAUUCUAUAUCUUAGAGCCUAAUUUGUAUGAAUGGUUUGUAUUGUACAUAGUUUAUCCCAAUUGCGCUGCUUCUGUACAUGCCCCCCAUGAGCUGUGUGUUUACCCCCUACCCGCUAAGUCCUCUUGUUCACUCCAUUUAUGCUCGUUCUUGGUUCCUCUAACAAAGAAAAUGAUGUUGCUGCCCUAGAUGUGAAUUUCUUGAAAACAGCAAUCCUGUACAGAAGCUGUAAAACUGACUAAAUAUAUUAAAAGUAUUCAUUGAAAUUUUCUUUUUUUGGGGGGGAAGGUGAGGGUUG